This is a messenger RNA of Vitis riparia (riverbank grape), 2304 nucleotides long. RefSeq names its product probable disease resistance protein At1g58602. Gene Ontology annotation, biological process: defense response to other organism. The coding region runs from base 135 to 2096 and encodes 653 amino acids. The transcript has a single exon. Lineage: Eukaryota; Viridiplantae; Streptophyta; Magnoliopsida; Vitales; Vitaceae. The record is from RefSeq and is a predicted model, not a curated record.
GGAUCUGUCCUCUUGCCCUUGUACACUAGCAGAAUUUUCUGCAGCGGUUAUAUGGAGCAGUUCUCCAACACCGCCUUGACUAUGGUGAUCCUCUCUUCUUUGGAAAAACCAGACCUCUGAAUGAAUUGAAGGAAAUGGCUGAGGGUUUUGUGAACUUCUUCAUACAGAGAUUGGAUUCUCUAUUAGUUCAGGAGGCAGAAAGCUUCUCUGGUUUUGAAGAUGAAGUGCUGCGGAUCAUGGGCAUACUCAGAGAGAUUGGAUCAUUCUCUGCAGAAUCAGGCAGUGCAGAAGAAAUUGAUGCUGUUCAUAGUUGGGUGCAUGAGCUAAAAGGUAUAAUCAAUGAAUUGGAUGAUUCUGUUGACGAGUUCAUAAUUCAGAUGGAUGCUCACAACGGGUCUGAUCAGAAGGUGUGGAUUGAUAGCUUCAGAAGUGAGUUGCAGAAGGCAGGUUCUCGUCUAGCUGAAACUGUCCAUAGAAUGAGAGAACUCGACAAUUCAAUUAAAGGGGAGAAGGGAGAAGACGAAAACUUUCAUGGGAUGGAUGAAGGUGAGACAUCUGCUUCUUCUGCACUCAAAUUACAGUACACAAAUUUGCCAUAUCACCUUCAAAUUUGUUUAACCUAUUGCUGUAUCUUCCCUGAGAAUUAUUGGAUUAAUAAAGGGAGACUGAUCCGGCUAUUCAUAGCCGAAGGUCUGAUACAAGGAAAAGCAGGAGAGGUUAUAGAGGAUAUAGCUCAGGAGAAUAUAAAUGAACUGAUCAACCUGGGAAUGCUUCAAGUAGUAGAUCAUCCUGGCAAUGGAAUCAAGUUAGUGGUACCCUCUCAUUACAGAGAAGUCUGUCUUCACAAAAUAAAGGAAGAAAAGCUCAUUACUGCAUGUCCCAGUUCAGAUUCCAGUUUCCCCCUAACUGUUCGCUGUGUUUCAAUCCAUUCUGACAUGAAACAAGUUGAAACUGUCUUGAAUAAUGUCCGAACUAGAUCUUUGUUCCUGUUUGGUAAAAAAGGCUCUUCUGAAGAAAAUUGGGAUUGGCUAAAUCAUUACGGGUCAAAAUUUUUGCGGGUGCUGGAUCUGGAAGAUUCCAAGAUCAAGCACUUGCCAGAUGAGGUGGGAGACUUGAUGCACCUGAGGUAUCUGGGUCUGAAAAAGACACAUAUAAAUGAGCUUCCUGAGAGACUCGGAAAUCUGCGAGCCCUGCAAACUUUGGACAUCAGAUGGUGUGGAAAUCUAACAGCAGUGCCAAAAGGGGUCCUAAAUCUUCUGCGAUUAAGACACCUCAAAAUGUUCAAGAGCAUAGGCAUUGGUGGAAUGGAUGUACCAAAAGGGAUAGGAAGAAUUAAAAGCCUCCUAACCCUUACUGGCAUAUAUGCUGGUGAUGGCAUAGCCAGAGAGUUAGGCAGCUUGAUUCAGCUUAGAAGAUUGGGAGUGAUGGAUGUCGCUGAAGAUGAUGUAAGUGAGCUAUUUGUCUCAGUUAUGAAGAUGCAGGAACUGUUAUGCUUGUCUCUCCAAGCAAAACACGCUUUUCACCAAGGAACACUUACACUAUUGGAAACCUUCGUGCCACCACCACUUCUUAGGAAACUUCAGCUAGAAGGGGUCCUUGAAAGGAUUCCCAACUGGCUUGGCCUGAUGGAAAGACUUACCUACCUGAGGUUAGGUUACUCUCAUCUGUCUGAGAACCCAACUUCUGUACUUCAGCUCCUACCCAAUUUGAAAAUUUUGACCUUAUGGCAAGCUUUUGAAGCAAAGCAUAUAGGGAAAGAGUUUUGCAGGGCUGGUGGGUUCCCCAAGCUUGAGGAUCUCACUAUUGCUUCUCAUGGUCUAGAGGAAUGGACAGAACUUGAAGAGGGAGCAAUACCAAGCUUGGAGUUCCUCCACUUGCAUAACUGUUUGCGACUGAGGACGCUCCCUGAAGGGUUGCAGUUCAUCACUACAUUGAAGCAGUUAAGUUUGCUACCUUUGCUUGAUGAUCAUGAAGAGAGGUUGAGACCUGAUGGAGGAGAAGAGAAUUACAAGAUCAAACACAUUCCGCAGGUAAAAUUUAUCACUAUGUCUGCAGUGAAUCAGAUCGCUAUGCGUUCAAGAGGUAGUGAAGAAUGAAGAAUAAGAGAACAAACAAGCACAUGCUGCUGGUUAAGACAUUUUAUUAAUUCUAUUCUAGGUCCUAUGUUCUUUAUCAUCCCAUACUAUUUUCUCCUUUCUGUUGUUUGUGAUUUUAUGUGAGGUUGUUUACCUUCAUGUUGUUUGCAAUUGUUUUCUCCUUUCUGCUGGUUAAGACAUUUUAUUAAUUCUAUCUAUGUUCUUUAUC